Molecule: messenger RNA, 1848 nt
Organism: Fusarium keratoplasticum
Lineage: Eukaryota; Fungi; Ascomycota; Sordariomycetes; Hypocreales; Nectriaceae
Product: Zn(2)-C6 fungal-type domain-containing protein
Exons: 4
Coding region: 1-1848 (615 amino acids)
Biological process (GO): regulation of DNA-templated transcription; DNA-templated transcription
Cellular component (GO): nucleus
Molecular function (GO): DNA-binding transcription factor activity, RNA polymerase II-specific; transcription cis-regulatory region binding; zinc ion binding
Source: RefSeq, a predicted model, not a curated record
AUGUCGAAGCGAACUUGGUCAGAGACUGACAACGGAACCGCCGGAGCUGAGCAGCAGUUUCCUCCGCAGAUCUCGAGAAAGGUCAAGGCCUGCACGGCUUGCCGGAGACACAAGAUAAAAUGCUUGAUUGACGAGAGUGGCCCGCCAUGUCGACGUUGCGCGGAAAAGAACUUGAGUUGUGUCCUGGGCAAGAGUCUUCAGACCAUCCUGGAUGAGAAGUCUCAGUUCUCUCAGGAUGUGCUACAAGAUCUUGAACAGAUGCAUGGCUUUCUCAAGCAAGUCGCCGGAAAACUUGACCUCGAAUUACCAGCUCUCCGCUCAUCCGCUGGUGCGGAACUCCCUAAAGAGGACUCUCCCGGUCACUCAAUACCCUCCAACAAGGGUCAUCACGUUCCAUCCCGCGAUAACUCGCCCAAGCUAAUGCCGGAAGAUGAGGGCCUCCCUUAUGUGCCCAUCCACUCUCUCUAUGCUCUCACAAAACUACGAGCUCUUCGAUCUCCCGACGAUGUCGACUCACAACACAGCCAAGGCAUAGACGAUUUCAUCACGAGACGCUCCAUCUCUUUGGCUGAUGCAGAAAGACUAUUCAGCUUCUACCGGAAACGCCUAAAUCCAUACAUCUACCUCAUCGGCUGCCCCUACGAGUCAUUACAAGAGCUAAGACAAAAAAGCCAGUUCUUACUUGUAGCCAUUCUCACAGUUGCUUCUCUGCACGACUCAACAGCCGACUCCCUGUAUCCCAUCUGCAGCUCCGAGUUUCGAAGGCUCAUAGAGAUGACAAUCUUUGAGAGACGACUAGACCGUGACUACCUGCGAGCUCUCUGUAUUGGUUCCUACUGGCUGAGUGAUGUAUCGUGGAUGCUUUCUGGGCAUGCGAUCCGUCGAGCUGCUGAAUUUGAUUUUCACAAUAGCUACGACAGAGCCAUCGAGGAUUCAAGUGCCGAAGACGCUGACUGCGCGAGGAUAUGGUACAUUCUCUAUGUCUGCGACCAACAACUAGCAACCUUGUAUGGCCGACCAUCAAUCGUGCAAGAAGAUGCUGCAACACAGAGCGUGAUCAACUUUCUCCACUGUCCAGUCGCGAAUGAAGAGGACCGGCGACUUCUCAGCCAAGUUGCGUCAGUCAGUAUUCUCAGGAGUAUCAGGGAGUUGUUCAGCAUCAACAAGGGCAAGCCAAUACCGAGGAUGCAUCUAAAUCACAUCACCCACUUUCGAAAGCAGCUUGACCAGUGGUUCGACUUUUGGACGAAACAGGUUCAAGAGCAAUGGCCUGGCAUCGGAGGCUUCCCCCGCAAAGGCAUCAUCCUCCACUACAACUUUGUUCAGCUCUACCUCUACUCCCACGUCUUUCGCGGCUUGUCCAAGAACGACCCUGUUCCGCACUACUUUCUCGAUUGUGCCCUCAACGCUAUUUCGACUGCGACAACAAUCAUUGACAAGUUCAUAAACGACCCUGAUGUUGCACUGGGCAUCGUCGGCAUGCCCUCAUACGUCCACUCCAUGACGGCUUUCGCUUCCAUGUUUCUCACCAAAGUCGCAACCAAAUACGACGAUCUGAUUGAGAAAGAAAAAGUGUACGAUCUAAUCACAGGCCUUGUACAACAGUUUCGGUCACAACCAGCAGGAAAAUGGCAUCUAGCCAACCUAAUGAUCAGCGGCCUAGAGAGGAUGGCGCAAACGCUGAAGCCUGUUGUUCCGGGGGAGGCAGGGAUAGGGACAGGUCUUGAAAUGGAUCCGAGCAUGGACACGACAGGUCAGAUGCCCGGCGUGGAUAACCUCUUUUCUGAUUUGGCGGGCGAUUUCUUUUUCAACUAUGACAUGAGCUUUGGUCUUUCUGGCCCAUCAUAA